Molecule: messenger RNA, 1166 nt
Organism: Mytilus trossulus (common blue mussel)
Lineage: Eukaryota; Metazoa; Mollusca; Bivalvia; Mytilida; Mytilidae
Product: beta-1,3-galactosyltransferase 5-like
Exons: 2
Coding region: 61-1077 (338 amino acids)
Cellular component (GO): Golgi membrane
Molecular function (GO): hexosyltransferase activity
Source: RefSeq, a predicted model, not a curated record
UCAGUUGUGACAGAUUUUGACUGUGGUGUCGUGUAUGAAUCUGCGUUCAAAAAGGGUAAAAUGAGGACAAUGCGAAUAUCUAGGAAAAGGGCAGUAGCAGUUUUCCUCAUCAUAAGUGUCUUAAUAUUUACCUACACCAUGACUUUUGGAAACACUCUAAUCGUUGAAAGGAAAGACUCCGAAAAAUAUAUCCAUUACAACAACGCUGAGAAGAUGUUGGAACCAGGGGAUAUCAAAUAUUCGAUAAAUAAUAAAAACAUCUGCAAACAACACCAUUUGGUAUCAUGCAUUGUUCUUGUCCAUUCGGAAGUAACACAUUUCAAUCGACGUUUGGAACUCAGGAAUACCUGGUUGAAUUCAACGUUUUACAAAAGGAAAGUUGUCAAAGUGGUUUAUUUAGUUGGAACUGUUAAUGAUGAAACCCUAACAAAGAAACUUGUGAAAGAGAAUAGACAACAUGCAGAUGUUAUACAGGGAAAUUUUAUUGAUACGUUUCGUAAUUCGACAUAUAAAGGAUUCAUGGGAAUAAAAUGGGUGAAUGAAUACUGCUUGAAUGCUGAAGUUGUUAUAAAAACUGAUGAUAAUGCUUUUAUCAACUUGUUUCUGUUUUUUGAACAGUACUUUAGUCAAAUUGUAGACGACGCCUAUAUAAUGGGAGCAUAUAUGCAAUCCAGUAAAAUAAUUCGAGCUAAAUCCAGUAGAUGGUACGUUCCAGAUUCAUACCUUAAAGGCAAACAAUUGUAUCCUUCGCCUUAUUUAAGUGGAUAUGCUGUGUUUUUACCGACAACUCUGAUCCCUAGUUUUUACAGGGCUGCUUUAUCGUCAGAUUUUUUUCCUGUCGAGGAUUAUUAUCUUUUUGGUGUUCUGCCGGCAAAAAUUAAAAGUUAUAAAAAUGGCGUAAAAUUUCAAUUCUUAGAUAACAAAAAAUAUAUGAUUGGGAACGAAGAGCAAUGGAUAAAUUGUUAUGCCUCCUCAGGUCAAAAAUGCAAAUUUCUGACACUUUUUACGAGCAGUCAUCGUCUUGAUAUGGAAAGACUAUGGUAUUCAGUAAUCAAAGACAGAAAUCUUAGGAAUUAGGAAUUAUUGAUCUCGCAAAACAGUAAUUCGUCGUUCUCGACAAAACAUGUUUAUAUUUAUACAUAAGAUUAUUCUGUUAUCAAGCGUGA